Trifolium pratense (red clover) is the source of this 771-nucleotide messenger RNA. RefSeq lists its product as uncharacterized. Gene Ontology annotation, biological process: protein sumoylation. Lineage: Eukaryota; Viridiplantae; Streptophyta; Magnoliopsida; Fabales; Fabaceae. Bases 1 to 771 code for a protein of 256 amino acids. The record is from RefSeq and is a predicted model, not a curated record. Gene Ontology annotation, molecular function: protein tag activity; ubiquitin-like protein ligase binding. The transcript is spliced from 7 exons. Gene Ontology annotation, cellular component: nucleus.
AUGGAUCCAUAUUGCAAUCAAUAUAAUCUGGAUGUUAGUCAAGUUGGUUUUUUGUUUGAUGGGCGUUUCGUCCAAGCCAAGCAGACUCCACACGAGGAUGGGAAAGCAAUUUUUGUUUGUAUUUUUGUUUGUAUUGACAGAAGCACUCAAUUGAAAACGCUAGUGAAGGCUUACUGUGAUCAUCAUUCCGUAGAUCUUAACUCGGUUACUUUCUGGUUUGAUGGGAAUCAACUCCAGGGAGAUCAUUCUCACGCUGAGCAGCUGCAUAUGAAUGAUGGGGAUGAAAUAGAUGUCAUCUUCUAUGAUCCGAAUGCUUACGUCAAGCUCAAAGUCAGCCUCAAUUUCAAGGGCAAGAUUGAGAAUGAGUAUUUCUCCAACGUUCGUAGAAGCAAUCAAUUGAAAAAUCUUAUGGAUGAUUAUUGUCGUCGAUAUUGGUUGGAUAUUGAUGGAGUUGCUUUUCUCUUUAACGGCUGUCUCCUCCGGGCUGAGCAGACUCCUGACGAGCUGCAAUUGGUGAACGGCGAUGAGAUAGAUGUCGUUUUCUAUGAUCAACUUGCACGCAUGAAACUGAAGGUCAAGUGUCAGGAUGAGAAUGAAAUAUUCUUUUCGAUUAACAAAAGCACUCAACUGAAAAAGCUCAUGAAUGCAUACUGUGAUCAUCAUUCCGUAGAUUUCAGCUCUAUUGAUUUUCUGUAUAAUGAGCAUCGCGUACCAGCAGAGCAGUCUCCAGACGAGAUGCAAAUGGAGGAUGGAGAUGAUCAGAUGAAAUAG